Molecule: messenger RNA, 1076 nt
Organism: Amblyraja radiata (thorny skate)
Lineage: Eukaryota; Metazoa; Chordata; Chondrichthyes; Rajiformes; Rajidae
Product: galectin-9-like
Exons: 8
Coding region: 49-921 (290 amino acids)
Cellular component (GO): cytoplasm
Molecular function (GO): carbohydrate binding
Source: RefSeq, a predicted model, not a curated record
UGUCCCGGAGUCCCCAGAGCAGAAAGAAGGAAGACGAGAGCCAGCAAGAUGAUGAAACAGCUGCCCAUCUAUAACCCGAUAAUCCCCUUUAUUGGGAGAAUAUCGGGCGGACUUCAGGAUGGGAAGGUGGUGAUAAUUCAAGGACAAGUGCCAGAAAAAGCUGUGAGAUUCGAAGUGGCCUUUGUGUGCAGCAACUCCAAACAUUCGGACAUUGCUUUUCACUUCAACAUGCGUUACGAUGAAUCCACCGUGGUCUGCAACACGCUGGAGAAUGCCAAUUGGGGAACUGAAGAGAUAAAGCACCAGGUUCCCGUCAAAGCCAGAUCAUACUUUGAACUCAUCAUUAAAACAUGCAAUGAUCAUUUCCAGGUCUCUGUGGACGGGCAGCAUUUCCUGGAGUACAGGCACAGGUUGCCCAUGACGAGCGUCGACACCCUGGAGGUUUCCGGAGAUGUUCAUGUGAAUGCCAUCACCUUCAAAGAACCAGACAGCACACCUGUCCCAGUGACUGUGUCUAAUCCAGUUGUUCCGUACAAGGCCUAUAUCGGAGCCAUCCGUCCACAGCAGCUGAUAAGGAUUGUUGGGACUGUGAACACCAAUGCUACCAAGUUUUCCAUUAAUCUGAUGGCGAACUGCUGGGAUAACAUUGCCCUGCACAUCGGUCAAAGAUUCAAUGAUAAAGUUGUGGUGCGGAACAGCAGAAUCCAGCAGGAAUGGGGUACAGAGGAGCGAGCUUUGCCCUUCCACCCAUUUGUGCCUGGCCAGACGUUUGAGAUGCAGAUCAUGGUUCAAUCAAGCUGCUACGCAGUCUCUGUCAAUGGAAGGCACCUCUUCAACUACAACCACAGGCUGGAGCCCCUGAACCAGAUUAAUCAACUGGAAGUCAUUGAUGACAUCAGCCUUUCUUUAGUGCAGUACUAAUGUUUUGAAGUAAACAAUCUGCUUUAUCCAGAAAACAAAAUCAGCAUAAUCUUCCCAAAUUCUCAUUUUUAACCCUCUACUUAUUUGGUGAUCAAUCCUGUAGAUUGGUUAUUGCAUGUGAACCAAUCAGAAUAAUGUAGCAUCAUUAACCCCAC